Molecule: messenger RNA, 3340 nt
Organism: Micropterus dolomieu (smallmouth bass)
Lineage: Eukaryota; Metazoa; Chordata; Actinopteri; Centrarchiformes; Centrarchidae
Gene: insig1
Product: insulin induced gene 1
Exons: 6
Coding region: 174-998 (274 amino acids)
Biological process (GO): SREBP-SCAP complex retention in endoplasmic reticulum; cholesterol biosynthetic process; cellular response to insulin stimulus
Cellular component (GO): SREBP-SCAP-Insig complex; endoplasmic reticulum
Source: RefSeq, a predicted model, not a curated record
CUUGCCUCUGGUAAGAGCCCUGUGCUGUGGAAUGGAGCAGCAGCGUGUGUGUUUUUUUCUGCAUGUGUGUGUGCGCUAACGAUGAUGUGAACAAACAACGUGAUUGCAAUCCUUGUUGUAACGAGCAGGAAAACAAGGAGGGGGUCCUGGCUUAAUCAUUUGCCGAGGCGCGAAUGAACAGGAGUGGUUUCUCUUUGGACCAGAUACUGAACACGUCUGGAGAUCAAGCUCAAAAGUGCCAAAUGCCCAGACUAGAGGACCACUGCUGGAGCUGCUCCUGUGCAUCAAGAGUCGAAACGAAGCAUUCAUCUGAGGCAAACUGGUUGGCAUCUAAAGCUGAAGAAAUGAUGUCCAUCAUCACCUCGGUGCUCCGCAGUGCCUACGGCUCACUGCACAACGUCCGGACGGCCAACCUGAUCCGCCGGGGUCUCGUCCUCUUCACCGUCGGGGCGUUCCUCGCCCUGGUGCUCAACUUGCUGCAGAUACAAAGACAUGUCACCCUGUUUCCCGAGGAGGUGAUGACAACUUUGUUUUCGUCUGCCUGGUGGAUCCCACCUUGCUGCGGCACAGGAGCUGCUGUCGUCGGCCUGCUGUACCCCUGCCUCGACAGCCAUUUGGGAGAGCCACACAAGUUCAAGAGGGAGUGGGCCAGCGUCAUGAGGUGCAUCGCAGUGUUCGUCGGUAUCAACCACGCCAGUGUUAAACUAGACUUUGACAACAACGUGCAGCUCUCCCUAACACUGGCAGCCUUGUCCUUGGGCCUGUGGUGGACAUUCGACCGGUCCAGGAGUGGCUUUGGUUUGGGGAUCACCACUGCCUUCCUAGCUACAGUCAUCACACAGCUGCUGGUCUACAAUGGAGUCUACCAGUAUACUUCUCCAGACUUCUUGUAUGUACGCUCCUGGCUCCCAUGCAUAUUCUUCUCAGGUGGUGUUACUGUGGGAAACAUCGGACGUCAACUUGCCAUGGGCGGUGUAGAGAAACCCCACAUGGACUAAACAACGGAAAGGCAGAAAACCAGGUGAAGGACAGCUGAUGUAAAAAUGGACAAGUUAUGUGAAGAACGAGAAGAAUAACAGGAGAAAAAAGACUCAUUGUUUCGACUUCAUCCUUUUGUUCUCAUAACAAAGUGUGGGUCAGAAAAGCCCCUCAUCUAAUGUGCCAUGUCCUCUGCUCCUCCUUGUGGCCAAAUAGACUCUCCCUCCCACCUCUGUUGUACUCCAUUAGCAUUAAGGCUUCCUUCACACAAGACAGGAGAAUGGUGUUUGCCUUUUUUUCUCUCGUUAUUUUGAAGUGUUGACUGAUUUUACUUUCACGCUGAUGUAUCUUCCUGCAGUUUAUGGAGUGGAAGCGUGCGUGUGUGCUUUAGCAUGGAUGUAUCCUGGUCUUGGCAGAGAAGACAUGAGGCGGUGCUAAAAGUCUGUUUUAUUUUUUUAUUUUUUAUUAGCAUGAAUAGAAUAUAAUCAUAAAAGGGAAAUGAGUGGGCAAAAAAAAUGUCUUCACUCUCGCAUAGAAAUGUAUUCAGCAGCCUCGGUUGCAUCACUGAGACACAGGGGAGAUGUAUGUUCCCGGUCAAACCAAAUUAAGUAUUUAUUUUGUACAUUUUGAAUUACCCCAAACCAACUGUACUUUAUGUUUGAUAAUGAACGGUGGAAUAGUUUUGACAUUUGGUGAAAUGUUUAGGAUGUUGCUUCUCUUACUAAGAGUUAGAUGUCAUACCGCUCUGAUAUCUGUACAGUAUGAAUGUAGCCAAAGUCAGCAGCUGGUUAGCUUAGCGCAAAAACUGGAAACAGGGGGAAACAGCUAGCCUGGCUCUGCUGAAGGUAACAACAUCCACUUACCAGCAUCUAUAAAGCUCACUAACUAAUAUGUUCGUUUUCGAAUAAGCUAAGCUGAGUGGCUGCUGGCACUAGUUACUAGUUCUAUUUACCAUACAGACACGAGUGGUAUUGAUCUUCUCGUCUAAGUGGAAUGCCUCCUUUAAUGUGGUUAUGAAACAUAUUGUAGAGGACAGUAGAUGGAAUGAAGAGAGAUAGGAAAUAUGUAAAGGAGUGCCAACUACAAAUUUGUACUUACUGAUACUCAUUUGUGUACAUAUAAAUGACAAGAGAUAUACUACACGUGUUAAGAAAUUUGGAGCAGAAACUGCAAACUAUUUAGGUUCCUCAAUGGAAAUUAGUCCUAUUUACCUGUGAGUAGUAUCACAUUCACAGCUGUCAGUUAGCACAAGAUCACACUUACUUUUUGGAAAACUAUCCUGAGACCUUCCAUUGUGUCUGCUGUUCCUGAGAAGUUUCACACACACAGACAGGACUGUUGUAGGGAGAAGUAAGACAUCAAAACAUUAAUUUGAAAGAAAUGCCAGCAUAUGCUCAUUUAAUUUUUUUCUUAAUCAGCUGAGUGAGGAAGGCCACCAUGGUGGAGCGUGUUUUGAAAGAAUGUAUCAGGAAUAUACUACAACAAUCUUUGCCAGCAUCAGUGGUUACUGUUAAACCAGCUUAAAACACUUUUCCAGUGACAGGUGUUAAAUGUCGGAGAACGGGCCUUUUUAUUCCCAUCGACAAACAUUUUGCUGUGUGAUUGUGCACAUGUCCCACUUCACACUGUGUCUUCAAACUAGCGAUAAUAGCUUGGGAACAUACACCGGUUGAAGGAGGGGGCAGGAUAUUAUUAAUUAAGAUUUGCAAUCUGUGAUUGCCUGUGUAUUAUAGAAUGUAGUGCUUUUGUCACUAUAACAGUUAAGUUUUAUCAUUUCUACAAUGACAUUACUGCUUGUAUGUACAAUGGCUUGCCUAUGUAAUCAGAUCAAUACUAGACCUACAGUAUGUUAGUUAGUGUUUGGGGGUCUAGAGGAUUAAGUGCAAUCAGAGUAUACAUGAGCCGAUUAUUCUUCCUUAUUUAUUAUUAUUUCUGAUGAUGGCUAAAAUAAAUAUAAGUUGUUGUAAAUAUAUGCAGCGGGCAUACUUCAAAAAUAGCAAUAACAUCCUUGUUUUUUGUGAACAAGUUUAUUUGUCAAAAUACACGCUUUUAGAGUCAAUACCAAUGAGAGAGAGACCGUAAAAAAAAAAAUAUUGUGUCAAGCUGUUGUAAAAAGUCUCAAAUAGUAGCAUUAUUGAAGGAAACCUGAUUUAUUUUUUUAAAUACUUCUUUAUGGCAGAUCACGUCAAGUUGAAUCUGCUCACAUUCAGGUGUGCUAAACUGAAGAGGAAGCUUUAUUUUUUUGAGGUGGUGAAGCACCUUUUGUUUCGAUGUUUCGGAGUUUGUGUGUCUGAUAUUUCCGCUGUGUAUCAUUUUUGCUACCAUGGAUUUAAGUGAAAAAUAAAAAAACACCUGACAAGGA